This is a messenger RNA of Entamoeba invadens IP1, 2022 nucleotides long. RefSeq lists its product as hypothetical. Gene Ontology annotation, molecular function: phosphatidylinositol phosphate binding; guanyl-nucleotide exchange factor activity. The record is from RefSeq and is a predicted model, not a curated record. NCBI's taxonomy places the organism in Eukaryota, Evosea, Mastigamoebida, Endamoebidae. The coding region runs from base 1 to 2022 and encodes 673 amino acids. Gene Ontology annotation, biological process: endocytosis; endocytic recycling. Gene Ontology annotation, cellular component: cytosol; intracellular membrane-bounded organelle. The transcript has 2 exons.
AUGGCCGAACACGACAGGUUAACAGAGCUGAUGAGCUCCCCGUUUGAGCGGAGCAUCACACUAACAUCUUCAUACCUAGUCUCGUCUUUUUCCAUCUGGGGCCUUCCCCCCAAUUUCAAGGUCGACGAAUUUACUUUUUGGAAAAAAAGUUACAGCUACGACGCUCAGAUGCUUUAUUGCUCGAAAAACGCAGAACUUCAACAACACUUUGCAAAGUUUAUUGCCCCACAACCCGUCACUGUUACAAACACCAACAAGUUAGACAUUUUAAUGACUCCCCCGAAGAAGUAUCUUCUUAUCUUACCUGGAGAGACUACAACCUCUUUCUGCGCAUGCAUUGUGAGAAAAGAGUUACUCCCAUUCCCAAGUGACUUUGUACAAGAAACGAAGUUGCAACAGAUAUACACAUAUGGGAACAACCAACUGGUCACCGACCGUAUCUAUUGUUUUGUCUCGGAAUUUCCUUUCAUCAACGCACUCUUUGCAAUGUUGGAGGAUAUGGAGCGAUACGAUUUCCACUCGAAGCUGAACUAUAUCAGGACUUUUUACCUGAGAAACGGGGGGAACCCAACAGAAAAAUACGUGUCAGAUAAAGCACGAAUGGAGGCGUACCUUUCUCGCGUUUUAAAAGUCCAGGCACCUUCACUCACACAAAUAGAGUACCCGAUCGAAGUCACGCCCGCUCCAAUAAGAUACUUUACACGAACUUCUAUCUAUUCCACAUACCCAACAUCAGACCAAAUGCCCGCCUGUUGUCUUAAUAUGAUAGGGGACUACGCGUUGUGUCGAAUGUUUGUAGGACUUCAACCGAGUGUGAUAUUCAAUGCACUUGCUUCCUUGCUCACAGGAAGUUCAGUGAUACUGGUGGGGAGUAACGCGUCACUUAUCACUUCUUCUGUCUUUGGGUUACUCACAUUGAUGUACCCUUUCAUAUGGCAAGGGGUGUUAAUCCCCUUUGUCCCUGUCGCAUUACAAGAAUUUCUUGAAUCGCCCGUGCCAAGUCUCUACGGCACAGAAAUACCAACAGAUGUCACUCGUGUCAAUGCAAAUGUUUAUCAACUUGAACAUGGUAACUUGUUUGACCCAAAUUUGGCCAAGAAAAUUAUUAAAACAAUUCCUUCGGUACAACACAGUCUUCCAUUUCUGGGGGAGUUGACUGCAGCAGUGAAUUCAUGUGUUGUUGCGACGUUUUCAGAAGUCACAAAAUUGAAAUCGUUUGAAGAGAGAGAACGAGCACUUGAAAAAAUUCCACAAGAGAAAUUGGUGAGAUUUUCGACGGAAGUCAUCCAAGCAGUCAAACAUCAAUUUUAUGAUAAAAUUUUAACGAUCAUGAAAAAUUUCUGCAUGUCGCACGGCCCAAUCGACUUGACCGAUUUUAAACGAAAAUUCCCACAACUCAUUAAACAUGAAACACAUAAGAGAUUCAUCAUCGACAUGAUCGAAAGUCAACACUUUAACGUCUGGUGGUAUAGAAAUAAGAUGAGCGAACUCACUUCAAAAAUCGUACAACACCCAUCACCAACGAGUUUUGGGGGCUCAAGAGCACCUUCAGUCCCUUCAUUGUCACCUUGCAGAACACCAGAUAUCAGGCCUGAGGAAAUGAAUAAGGAAGCAAAGAUGACAAGUCCACAAACACCACUCGACAUCGAAUAUGGGAAAGAAAGACGUUCCAUUGGCGAGAAAACAGUGCUGAGAAGUGACCAUAAAAGCACACAAAAAGGAGAGCACCACAUAACAGUUCCUAAGAACGAAAAGGUGGACUGCAUAAAAACCCCAGGUCCUGAAAAACAAGAGGAAAAAAUUGAAGAGAGUAUUCAACAAACAGAGAAUAUGACCAAUACAAGAGGAGAUGGUGUGGCAGGUCAGGAGGAGAUUCAAGCGGAAAUAAAGACCGAAGAAAAAGUCGAUCAAAAGGAGAAGGAGACCCACGAAGAAGAAAAAGUGAGUCCACCAUCACCUAAGGAGAACAACACACAGAACGUCGAGCAAGAGAAGAAAAGAUGCAUCGACCCAUUGUCUUAA